Aspergillus tanneri is the source of this 984-nucleotide messenger RNA. RefSeq lists its product as uncharacterized. The coding region runs from base 1 to 984 and encodes 327 amino acids. The record is from RefSeq and is a predicted model, not a curated record. The transcript has a single exon. NCBI's taxonomy places the organism in Eukaryota, Fungi, Ascomycota, Eurotiomycetes, Eurotiales, Aspergillaceae.
AUGGUAGGCGAAACGGGUCCUGUGGCUCUAUCGCGGGCUAAGUCCAUGCUCAUCGCGGCCUUCUUCGCUUUAUCCUGCUACAAUGUGCUCGAAAUCAGCAUCACCAUAUUCUCCACGUUCAAGCGUCGUCGGGGGCUAUACUUCUGCAGUAUGUUGGUCGCCACCUGGGGGAUCCUGCUGCACUCGAUCGCUGUCUUCCUGCGAUUUUUUGCCCUGGCGCCCAAUUUCCCCAUGUGCGUCUUGACGGUCCUCGGAUGGUACGCCAUGGUCACCGGACAGUCCGUGGUGCUAUAUUCGCGUCUACAUCUGGUCAGCGGCGAUACGCGUUGCGCUCGCUGGGUGUUGUAUAUGAUUAUUAUGAAUUUCUGUAUCCUGCAUAUCCCUGUCACGAUCCUGUUUUUGGGAAGCAACCUUGACGACCGUCGCUUUGCUGGGCCGUUUAAUAUCUACGAGAAAAUUCAGCUGGCAGGGUUCUGUAUUCAGGAGAUUAUAAUCAGCGGGUUGUAUAUCUGGGAGGCAUCCACCGCGUUACGGCCCGUGCUGGCAGUCAAAGGAAAAGAGGGCCAGUAUGUCUGGAUGCAUCUGAUUCUGGUCAAUAUCGUUGUGAUUCUCCUGGAUGCGUCGCUCCUCGCUACGGAGUAUACCAAUAACUUCGAGGUGCAGACAACGUACAAACCAGUGGUGUAUAGCAUCAAGUUAAAGAUGGAGUUUAGCGUGCUCAAUCGCUUGAUCAGUGUGAUCCGAACAGGUCCCUCGAUAGACGACUGUGUGGUCACCCCGGAUGAACAUGCAUAUUCCCGCCACGGUUCCGGCCGACCGAUUCGAAACGAUUCCGUACUGCUUCUUAACUGCGACGGCGAUGGCGCGCAGGGUGAUUUGGGAUUGCCCGCUGCAUACCAGCAUCAGCCUACUGCUCCACUUCCUCCAAUUGGCGACGAUUCAGCGCAGAUUUCUUAUCCGAAACCGCUACACAAGGGCAGAUGA